AAGGGCUGGGGGCGUGGCCGGGGCGGGGAUACGGGUCAAAGUAUAAUACUUGUGAGAAGCCUUGCGUGGUACCUGCUUCCAGGGUGCGUGGUGAUAGGGUGCGUGACCAUGCGGAAAGUGGUUUUGAUCACCGGGGCGAGCAGUGGCGUUGGCCUAGCCCUCUGCAGGCGGUUGCUGGAGGAAGACCAUGAGCUUCACCUGUGCUUGGCGUGCAGGAACAUGAGCAAAGCGGAAGCCGUCCGCACUGCUCUGCUGGCCUCCCACCCCACCGCCGAGGUCUCCACCGUGCAGGUGGAUGUCAGCAGCCUGCCGUCAGUGUUCCAGGCCUCCAAGGAGCUCAAGCAAAGGUUUCAGAGAUUUGACUAUGUAUAUCUAAAUGCUGGGAUCAUGCCUAAUCCACAGCUAAAUAUCAAAGCACUUUUCUGUGGCCUCUUUUCAAGAAAAGCGAUUCAUAUAUUCUCUACAGCUGAAGGAGUGCUGACCCAGAGUGAAAAGAUUACUGCCGAUGGCCUCCAGGAGGUGUUUGCAACCAAUGUCUUUGGCCACUUUAUCCUGAUUCGGGAACUGGAAUCUCUCCUGUGUCAUAGUGACAGUCCAUCUCAGCUCAUCUGGACAUCAUCUCGUAAUGCAGUGAAAUCUAAUUUCAACCUUGAGGACAUCCAGCACAGCAAAGGCCAGGAGCCCUACAGCUCUUCCAAAUAUGCUAUUGACCUUCUGAGUGUGGCUUUGAACAGGAACUUCAACCAGCGGGGUCUGUAUUCCAGUGUAGCGUGCCCAGGUACGGUGUUGACCAAUUUGACAUAUGGAAUUAUGCCUCCCUUUGUGUGGACGUUGAUCAUGCCAAUCAUAUGGCUGUUCCGCUUUUUCGCAAAUGCUUUCACGUUGACACCAUACAAUGGAACAGAAGCACUGGUUUGGCUUUUCCACCAAAAGCCCGAGUCUCUCGAUCCUCUGGUGAAAUAUCUGAGUGCCACCACUGGCUUUGGAAGCAAUUACGUAACGUCCAAAAAGAUAGACCUAGAUGAAGACACUGCUGAAAAAUUUUACCAAAACUUACUGGAACUGGAAAAGGAUAUUAGGGUCACCAUUCAAAAAAGCAAAAACCAGAGCUGAAAAUGGUGCUCUCUGAGCACCAUUUUCAUGCCUUCUGUGGAUUCUGGAGCACCUGGGUUUCUGAGUUGGACGGUGUGCAUUUGUGGUAAACUGUGAGUUCUGAUUUUCUCUUUGUUUCAGAAUUACCUCUAUGACUGUGUGUGUGUUUGUGCAUGUGAGAAAAAGAUUGAUAAAAUAUAAUAUAUUCUUAAGAAUGGUGUUAUAUCAAAAUUGUCCUAAGUGUCCAUCAUUGGAUGAAUGGAUAAAGAAUAUCUGGCACAUAUAUACAAUGGAAUGUUACUCAGCCAUAAAAAGAAACGAAAUUGAGCUGUUUGUAAGGAGGUGGAUGGACCCAGAGUCUGUCAUACAGAGUGAAGUAAGUCAGAAAGAGAAAGACAAAUACCGUAUGCUAACACAUAUAUAUGGAAUUUAAGAAAAAAAAAUGUCAUGAAGAACCUAGGGGUAAGACAGGAAUAAAGACACAGAUCUACUAGAGAACGGACUUGAGGGUAUGGGGAGGGGGAAGGGUAAGCUGUGACAAAGCAAGAGAGUGGCAUGGACAUACAUACACUACCAAACGUAAAAUAGGUAGUGGGAAGCAGCCGCAUAGCACAGGGAGAUCAGCUCAGUGCUUUGUGACCACCUAGAGGGGUGGGAGGGAGGGAGACGCAAGAGGGAAGAGAUAUGGGAACAUGUGUAUAUGUAUAACUGAUUCACUUUUUUAUAAAGCAGAAACUAACACACCACUGUAAAGCAAUUAUACUCCAAUAAAGAUGUAAAAAAAAAAAAAAUUGUGCUAGUCACAAUUUGUUUAUUCUGUGAACUGCAGCCCAAGCUACACUUCAUGGGAUGAGGUGUAGACUUGAAUAAUCAUGACACAGACACACACUGGUUCUCCUUUUCACCUGCCCCAGCAGGAGGAAAUACUGCCCAUUCUCUGAGUGGCCAUCUUAGCCUUGUUCCUUUCGAGUAGUUUUCCUAGGUCUUGUACCUUAUUUCUUCUUCCACAUGCUGCUUUUACCAAUCCUAAUACAGAUGCCCAUGUAAUUAAUCAUAGUAACAAAGAAUAUGUAUUUGGGCCACUUGAAUUAUUUUUUUCUUAUUUUAAAAAUGUCUUUUAUUGAGAUUGAUUUAGUCCAUGUUAAUAGUGGGCCUGACCUUUAACACAAUUUGCAAAUUUGUUUAUUACUUACCCACUCGUUUUCAUGACAUUUUAGUGGAUGUAAUCUUGCAGCAAAAAUGAUUUAUUCAGAUUGUUUCAAUGAAAUUUUCCAAUUGAAUAAUUACUGGUGGAAUGUCUCCUGGUAUCAGUAGUGGUCGAAAGUGGUUAGGACUUAGUUUGCAUGAUAUGAAGACAAAAUGCUAAGAUGCUUAGAUGUUUCAACCAACACCUGUAAUAUAACAGUUACAGUUUGAAUGAGUUAAUGUGAAAAAUUAUAUGUAAAUAUAAUUUCUUUACAUUUUAAAGUAUGGAUUUUUGGUUAUACUUUAAGUUUGUUGCUAAAGAUAUUUUUAAUAACAAUAAACGUGAAAAUGAGGGCUGAACACUGUCUUCAAGAAAGAAGGGUAAAGUUGGAGAGCUGAAAGCAGAGCUGGUUUUUGAUCUUCUGUUCACUCGCUGUUAAUUGGGAAGAAGGACUUUGUUAUGGAUCUCAAACUCUUCAUCUGUGAAGGAAUUAUCUUUCUGCUUCCUUUGUUCAUGGGUAUGAAGUGAGCAUUAAAUGCAAUAAUAUGUGAAUGAAUAAAGAGCAUUUUUUGAGAA
Messenger RNA from Lagenorhynchus albirostris (white-beaked dolphin), 2854 nucleotides. RefSeq names its product hydroxysteroid 17-beta dehydrogenase 7 (gene HSD17B7). Gene Ontology annotation, cellular component: endoplasmic reticulum membrane. Gene Ontology annotation, molecular function: 5-alpha-androstane-3-beta,17-beta-diol dehydrogenase (NADP+) activity; 3-beta-hydroxysteroid 3-dehydrogenase (NADP+) activity; estradiol 17-beta-dehydrogenase [NAD(P)+] activity. The transcript has 9 exons. Lineage: Eukaryota; Metazoa; Chordata; Mammalia; Artiodactyla; Delphinidae. The coding region runs from base 109 to 1113 and encodes 334 amino acids. The record is from RefSeq and is a predicted model, not a curated record. Gene Ontology annotation, biological process: cholesterol biosynthetic process.